AUGCCGCUGAGAUCGCAAGAGUUGUUUCACUAUUUUUGUGGAAAUGCUUCAGCGUUUAGUGCUUUACCGAAAGACCACAGAAACAACUUUCUUGCCUAUACGAUCUCAAACCCUGAGGCGCUAAGAAGUGCAGUACUAAUGGCGGGAAUACAUUUCGCUUUCGACAUUGGCCAUCUGGACAAAUUUGAACCGACAUUUCUGUAUCACAAGAUUGAGACUGUACAGCAAGUGAGGAAGUUGAUAUCAAGGGGAGACCUCAAGCUACUUGCUGGGAUUACCAAGCAGAUCUCUACUCUAGCUUAUGCAGAGAAUGACCAGUGCAAAACUCUCGAUCAAGAGCUUUCAGAUCGUUAUUUUCUUCUAACGUCGACCUUUGUCAACGGUUUAGAAAGCCUCAUCAAAGGCGUGGCUUGCAAACAAGGCCUGGGCGGCAGCGUGACCACCAUGGAGUUGAGCGAGACAAUGAACUUCCUCCACAAUUUCCACUUGACCUCUGGCCAAUUCUCGCAUAAGAACACGGUCAAGGCCGUUCGGCUAAUUCCAGCCUUCUUCGAUGCCCCUCAUGACGGCGCACAGUUACUCGACAUUGACUAUAGGCCUAUACUCGAGUGUCUCCAGGGAUUAGACGAGAAUCCUGGGCCGAACGAACAAUAUGACUUUUGGCUGUAUGGUCGGGCCUCGACAUUUUGGUCCAAUAUCAUCAACGCACAUUUGAACUCUAUCUACUACGAGGGCGACAGUAGUGAGUCCAACGCUACUACGCCCGAAGACUCGAGGUACAUGACGCCCUGGUGUGCUUUGCUGGCGGCAGUAAAGUUUUAUGUCGAACAGGUUGUUAUCAUAUGGCGUCCCUUGAGGAGGGAGAUAUUCCUCCACGCUUUGCGUAUCUUGCAGCGUGAUAUUGCGGUUGCUAUGCAAAAGCCUGUGUCACUUCAACUGCCAGAGAUGAUGUUAUGGGAAUCGUUUCUUGGAUUGGUUAGUAUUCGUGGGCAUGAGAAGUUUGGCGAUAUGGACCAGGAACCUGGUCUGAGGCCGUUCUUCGAAGAGAUUGUAAGAAGCCAGAGCAAGGUGAUGAGGCUAUACACAUGGGAAGAUGUGAGGGGGGCGCUGAUGUUGUCUAAUCUCGCUGAAGGAACAUGUCGCAUUGAGGAUCACUGUGAAUCGCUGAGAAAUAUUGAACCGGUCACAUGGCCAACUUUACAGAGACCUCCAAGAAUUCUGACUGUUGCAGCUGCAGCCUCACCAAUCCGGACCUCGUGUCUCACAAUCAAGUUACCCCUGUUGUGA
Molecule: messenger RNA, 1287 nt
Organism: Fusarium pseudograminearum CS3096
Lineage: Eukaryota; Fungi; Ascomycota; Sordariomycetes; Hypocreales; Nectriaceae
Exons: 6
Coding region: 1-1287 (428 amino acids)
Source: RefSeq, a predicted model, not a curated record